AUGACUAACGAAACCUUUCUGAACAGCAUAUUUUGCAACAUCACUUCAAUGAAAUUCACCACAAUCGCUACCAUUGCCAGCGUUCUUGCUUUUGCAACUGCUGCUCCAACUCCAACCACAGCUGAAUCAGUUCCAACUGCUACGGUUACUGUUGCCGCUCAUUCAAUCUCACCUAUUUUCACUGAUCUCUCUACUAUAAGAAGCGACGUUGAAACUAUCCUUCAAGAUGUUCAAACUAUUUCUCCUUUAAUUGUUGGUGAUAAUUCUAUUCCCGCUGAAGUUGUUGAGUUGAUCAUUGCUCUUGGAAAAUCAGCUCAAGAUAUUGCUGACAUUGUUGGAAUUGUUUCAACGGACCUUACCGCUAUCUUUGGUGCAGUUGGUGCUGCUGCUGCUGCUGCUGCAUAA
Molecule: messenger RNA, 405 nt
Organism: Lodderomyces orthopsilosis Co 90-125
Lineage: Eukaryota; Fungi; Ascomycota; Pichiomycetes; Serinales; Debaryomycetaceae
Exons: 1
Coding region: 1-405 (134 amino acids)
Source: RefSeq, a predicted model, not a curated record